Molecule: messenger RNA, 3580 nt
Organism: Pneumocystis carinii B80
Lineage: Eukaryota; Fungi; Ascomycota; Pneumocystomycetes; Pneumocystales; Pneumocystaceae
Exons: 20
Coding region: 45-3536 (1163 amino acids)
Biological process (GO): mitotic cell cycle; meiotic chromosome condensation; mitotic chromosome condensation
Cellular component (GO): nucleus; condensed chromosome, centromeric region
Molecular function (GO): histone binding
Source: RefSeq, a predicted model, not a curated record
UUAAAUUUUUGAAAAAAUAUAUUUAUGAAAUUUUAAUAUAAGAUAUGAUAUUUGAUUUAAAAGAAUUCUUUACUGCUUAUCUUGAUGACCCUGAAAAUUUUCUUUUAGAUGAUAAUAUUGAAGAUGUUUCUAAAGAUGUCAAUUCUGCUAUAGAUAAUAUUAUUGAUGCAAUAUCAGUAUCUUUAGAAAUAAUUUUAGAGGAAGAAUAUAUGAAAAGUUUAUUUGCGAUAUUAAGGACAUUUGAACACGUUCCAUCUGGUUCUUCUAAUAAAUUUGUAGAUCUUAUUAUUUCAAGUCUUCAGCAAGUUACCGAAUCUCUAUCAAGAGACAUCUUGGAAAAUGAAAUAGAUAUCCAAGACCAAAGAAAAAAUAUAUUAGAAAUUCUCGGAUUUUCUCUUUAUUGGCUUGUUUCUAUUAUAGAAAGAACCACUUCAAAUGUUUCUCAUUCUCAAAAUUUUUCUCGUGGCACUAAGUCUUCUAAAUUUAAUAAAAAGAAUCAGAAACAAGAGAGUUUGGAUUUUAAUUAUUUUUUCCAUAAUUCGCUAGAUGUUAUGUGUAAAAUUCUUGGUCUCAGAUUAAGUAAAUUAUGGGUUACAAUUCCCGAAAGAGAUAUAUUUGUUAGUCUUUUUAUUCGAUCAGCAUAUUUAAUAUUUGAAAAUGAACAGCUGAUGAAAAUUUCUUCAGUUAAAAUGAGGGUUUUUAAGUUAUUAUGUAUUGCAGUGAAACACCAAGGUCAUGCUUUUGGGGCUCAAACUUCACUCAUUCAGGGUUUACAGUAUUACGAGCACUUGCCAGAGCCUGUUGCUGAAUUUUUACAGAUUCUUUCUGAACAAUAUGAUUAUCCUCAAUUAUUAGAUGAAAUAUUGCGUGAAUUAAGUGUUAAAGAAUUUAAUAGUAAUGAUAAUAAAGGGCCUAAAUCUAUUUCUUUAUUUUUAGUAAAACUUUCAGAUAUGAUGCCAAGAAAUGUCUUAAAACAAAUGACUAUGAUAAUUAAAUUUUUGGAUAGUGAUUCUUAUACUUUACGAUGUGGAAUAAUUGAAGUUUGUGGAAAUUUAAUUUCGGGUUUACUUCAAUUAGAACAGUCAGAUGAUCAUAAAGGACAGAUAGAUCGUUUUUUUGAUAUAUUAGAAGAGAGAUUUUUGGAUGUUAAUCCUUAUUGCCGGAGUAAAGUAAUUCAAGUUUAUUUAAAACUUUGCGAUUUAAAUAAUAAAUUUCCAAAGCGUCGACAAAUUGUUACUGAUUUAUGUGUACGUAGUCUUCAAGAUAAGAGUAGUAAUGUUCGAAAAAAUGCAAUUAGGCUUUUAUCUAAAUUGAUAUCUACACAUCCAUUUUCUCUGAUGCAUGGUGGGCAACUUUUUAAAAAAUUAUGGUAUGAUCGUCUAGAAGCUGUAGAAAAACAACUAGAUCUUCUUAAACCACUUGUUGAAUCACCAGGCUUGGUCAAGAAAAAAUCGUUGGAUGAUGAUAAAAUACUUGAAGAUUUUGAGAAUGCUAAUUUAGAUGAUGAAAAAAUUAUAUAUAAAGAGUCUUUUUUAGGAAUAUCUUUGGAAAAUGUAAAAGAUAAUUCUGAUUCUAAUAUUUCUUUUGAUAACUUUAUGAAAUUACAUUUUACUAGAAGAUAUUAUUGCGAAGCAUUAAAAUUUAUAGAAAGUUUACAUACGGGUUCUGUACUUGUUAAUCAAUUAUUAGCUUCUAAAAACAAAAGUGAGGUUCUUGAAGCAAUGGAAUUUUAUGUUGUUGCAGAUGCAUAUAAAUUAGAAAUAGCUAAAAGUGGAAUUCGUAAAAUGUUACAUCUCAUAUGGACUAAAAGUACAAGCGAUGAAGGAAAAGCUGUCCAGGCUAAACUUAUUGAAUGUUACAGAGGGCUUUUUUUUGAUCCUCCUGAUGGUCUUAAUGCUAAUGAAGCUGCAAAUUAUAUUGCACGAAAUAUGAUUAGUCUUACAUACGGUGCAACGUUAGCCGAGCUUACAUCGUUGGAACAGCUUUUAUGUGUAAUGAUGAGAGAAGGUUAUAUAUCUGAUAAUGUAAUUAAGAAACUUUGGAGUGUUUAUGGAGCUCAAAAAGAAAAUGUUUUAAAACAGCAGAGACAAGGCGCAAUAAUUGUUCUUGGUAUGCUUGGAUUAGCAGAUAGUGAUGUUAUAGCUUCUGGAUUAGAAUGUUUAUUACAUGUUGGUUUUGGCAAUUACGGAAAAAAUGAUUUGUUUCUUGCUCGUUAUUCAUGUAUUGCACUGCAAAGGUUAAAACAAGUAAAUGGGAACUCGAAAAACUCUUCUGACUAUUUUCAAGCAAGGCUUGUAGACGAGCAUAUUAUUUUUUCAAAACUUGGAAAUAUUAUUUUAUCGCCAACUGAAAAUGUAGAAUGGUUUAGUGUUGCCGAACAAGCCAUUAAUGCUAUUUAUUUACUUGCACAAUAUCCUGAUAAAAUUUGCACUAAUUUAUUGCGCUCUAAAUGCAAAAGUGUGUUUAAAAGUUUUUCUGCGAAGAAAAUAAGUUUAGAUGAUGAUUCUUUAUCGAUAAAAUCUUCAUCAUUGCUUUCUCAAUUGUUAUUUAUUGUGGGGCAUGUAGCAUUAAAACAAAUUGUUUAUAUUGAAUCUUGUGAAAAUGAAUUUAAAAAAAAAAAAUCAGAUAAUCAAAAAGUUGUAGAUUUUCAAUCUCAUUCUUUGAAAACAUCUAGUGCUACUAGUAGUAAUGAAUUAGAUUUUGUUGUUGGAACUAUUGAGGAUGAUUUAUCGGAAGCUAUGAAUUAUAUAAGGGAAUAUGAGCUUCUAUAUGGGAAUAACUCUUUACUAGCCAGAUUUGGCCCUUUAGUGCAAGAAAUAUGCAUUAACAGUCAUUUAUAUAAGGAUUCAUGUUUACAGUCAACAGCAGCGUUAACCUUAGCUAAGAUGAUGUGUGUUUCAGCUCGGUUUUGUGAGUUGAAUCUUCCUUUGCUUUUUAAUAUUUUAGAAAAAUCACCUGACCCAUUGAUACGUAGUAACUUACUUAUUGCUCUUGGUGAUAUGAAUGUUUGUUUUAACCAUCUUAUAAAUGAAAAUACAGAAUUUUUAUAUAGACGUUUAAAAGAUAAUGAUUCUUCUGUUAAGAAAACAUGUUUAAUGACUUUAACAUUUCUUAUUCUUGCUGGACAAGUAAAAGUUAAAGGGCAACUUGGGAAAAUGGCUAGAUGUUUAGAAGAUAAUGACCGUCGUAUUGUAGAUUUUGCUAAAAUGUUUUUUACUGAACUAUCUACAAAAGAUAAUUCUAUUUACAAUAAUUUUUUAGAUAUUUUUAGCUCACUUUCAAAUGAUUCUGAAUCUUUAGAUGAAGCUAGUUUUAAGCGUAUUAUUCGUUUUUUGAUUUCAUUUAUAGAAAAGGAAAAACAUGCAAAGCAAUUGGCUGAGAAGCUUGUAGUAAGAUUAUCAAAAUGUGAUACGGAAAGAAAAUGGAAUGAUACGGUUUUUGCAAUUUCUCUUCUCCCUCAUAAAAAUGAUGCGAUUCAUAAAAUAAUAACAGAUGGCUAUUGCCAUGAUAUUGGUAUAAAACAACCUAUUUAUUGAAUAUUUUAGAAAUUAUAUGAUUAAUUAAUAUGGAUUGAAUUGAU